AUGGCCAGUGACAUGUAGGAUCACAAGUUGUCUUUUGCUCCGGUAACUAGGCGAAAGAAAAUAAAUAAAGGAGAGAAUUGAUCUCUACUAUAAGGUUUUCUAUAUACCAAUAAGUCAUUUUAUAUAGGGGAUCAAUUGGAGAGAGAGGCCAUGGCAUCCUGUGAUGAUAAUUCAAACAGCAACAGCACCACCAGGUUUCGUUACUUCCUCCGUCUACCUGUCGAGAUUCAACAAUCCAUCUGCAACACCCUCUGCAGUCACUGCAAUUACGCCGAGGAUUGCAUUCCGGAGCUAAUCGAGCACCAAAGUCAAUGCUGGGAAGUAGAGCAUACUACGCUAAUUAAUCUUUUGAGGUCUUGCACCGCCCUCCGCGCUGUCGCUCAGCCAGUGCUGUACCACUGUGUCCCUGUGAACCAUCUUUGACCGAUGAGAUCUCGCGGCCAGUGUGCGGAUCUAUGACGGUAUAGAUCGAUGGGUAUACCAAAUCGAUAAUAGCUCGACUUUGUCUAUUUCCUACGUCCACGAUGAGGAGCAGCGCAGGGAGGACGCUAGGAUAUGUGCCAGAGUGGCCCAAGGUCUCGACUUAGCCGAGGCUGAUGAUCCCAACUUUGACAGCUUUUUGGGCAAACGAUGGACGUUUGAUGAGGAAACGUUUGAAGAGAGCUUAAAGUAUGCGUCGCGUUUGGACUACAUGGUAACAUCCAGCGUCUUGGCUCUAUGCCCAAACUUGGAAUCCAUGGACGUUAAGAUCUCCGCUUCGGCGCCAGAAGCCGCUGAAAACCCUACCUUCUAUCGUUACAUGCAGACUCGAAUCGCAAAGACAGGUAAUAUUAGCGUACAAGGUAGCACGUUUCCUUUGCUCCAGAAACUAGUCGUCGAUACACCUUGUCGCCACACCAGCGAAAGCUUUGGACUAGAGCGACUAGGCUUCUUACUAGACGCAGCGCCUAAUAUGCAAUCUCUUUUCCUUGUUCAUACAACUGGUCGAAUUGGAGGCGCCCCAAUUUCUUCAAAGCUGUCUUGGCCGGGUAUUGCUAAGCUACAGCAGCUGCAUCUACAAGGCUAUCGCCGUAGCACAGCGUUGCCGGUAGCGUAUGAUUCUAUACGAGGCCUCAUGGAACAGGCGCCGUACAUGGAUACAUUUACAUUUUUUGCAGUAUCACACGAGGUGGCUUGGUCAAGACGCAAUCCGUUUUCCCCAGCUAGACUUCUACAAGCUCUUCUUCCUGCUCGGCAGUCUAUUGCGAACCUGGCCAUCUUCACGAGCUUCAUCUUCGUUGAAGACACGGUGAAGGUUGCAAUAGGACCCAUCUUACAACAGUUUACAAAUCUUACAUCUCUGAAUCUUGAUGAGCAGUGUUUCUGCCACCAUUGGAUAGAUACUACGAAAGGCGGCUACCAUGAUUACCAGGAAACAUGCCUAGUUGACGUGCUGCCCGUCUCAAUAGAGCAUCCCAUAGCCAGGCUCCACGACAGGUCUCGCACCGUCAAGGACGUAAUCUGUUUAGGACACACUGCUGGCAGCUUUCCGCGAUUACAGAGUGUCACGGUUGAAUUUGGUGAUGAGAUCCUCGAUAGACAAGAAGGUCGCUUUGGGGAGGAAAGGAUCGAUUAACAAUGUUUCCCAAAUUGCAUCUACUGCAACCUCAAUUACAUUGAGCGCGGGGAAGUGGUCAAAGAGCUGCUAACCGAGACACGGCCCUCCAUUUUGGGAGCGUUUCGAGACACACAAAUAUCCUUGGAAGUGGGAAUGGCCAGACGAAAUGGAAUGAUCUGGCGCUUUAUUUCAUGGUUGAGGUACUGUACAAUACAGUAACUUACAUUACAUCUUAGCUACUUGGUUUUGGGUGGUCAAGUUGCAGCGCAGAGCUGCAGGGGCUUUAGUGUGGGUGCGUACUUGUCGUUUGGUCAGAGGCGGGCCAUAGCUUUAGCUUAGCCCCAGGCAUCAUGCUUGGUUUUGUUUCAGUAGCAGCAGCAACAGCAACGGUGUAGUCCUUGUGAUGAUGUUGAGACAACCAACCGUUCGAUGGGCGUUGUUUAGUUUGCUACAGUAGCGACGGACACCAUCAAUUGACGGUGGAAAACAAAAAACAAAGAGAUGGGAUGAAAAAAAAUCAAUUAGUAGCACAUGAAACCAGCCGAGUUGGUCACCCAAUACAAUUCAAUCUCUGCUGCCCGUUGCCGAAUUUGUUGAGAAGCAUGCAGCCUCGGAACGGCAGCUUUGGCGGCGUCCCCGGUGGCCCCCAGAGGCCGCUGGAGACUGCUGAAAAGACCGCUGGAAUAUCAGGGGCAGUGGGUGGGAUAGGCGGCUGCGAGCACAUGUCGACGGCCGGCGAUGGCUAGCUUGUGCGGCGGACAUGUGCCCCGGAAGGUGUAGAAAAACAAGCAGCGCCAGGAAAGCAGGUAGGUCAAAACGAAAAUAAAGAUUGUGAAGAAAUACAGUUGAUUCAUCAUAAUUGCGUUUUCUGCUGCCACAAUACAGAGAGGAAAGACUGCAAGUUUUACAGUCUGCCUAGCUAGUAGAAAAUAGAGCGCGGAGCCACCAAACGCACGCUGCCUGGCUUCUGCAGCCUCGCGCGCCUUCACCAUGUCUCCGAAAACAUAGUGGCUGUCAUCCCCAGACAUCUGCAACCUAGACUUGAUUCAACAUGCUCGACCGAAAUGACGGCUUCUUUGCUCCCAGUGGCGGAAUCUACCCCGGAGGCCCAAGCAUAUGGUAUGUAGUUGAUUGGGAUCAACGACGGCUAGUUUCUGAGGAUCUGGCUUUUGAGUAUCUCCUCCGAUAUAUCGAUGAUCUUCCUCCCGAUGCCUACCUGUUAUAUGUUCACCACAGGGCGACUUCAUCUCCACAUCCAACAACCCUGAAGACGAUGAGACUCUUUGUGUCUUUCGACCUCCCGUCGACAUGAGCCAAGUACCUGAUGGAAUCACAACAAUCUCUCGCGCGGAACUUGAAGAAGUUGCACGACUUAGUCCCAAUGUUGAUCUAGUCGUUUGUCCUAAUUCUCCGCGACCAUAUGACAAGUUUGUUUUCAAGUACUCCUUUCUAUUCCAGCAACCCGGAUUUGCUUGGCACGAAAUGUCUCUCUAGUGUCGCCUCAAGCAUCCCAAUAUCGUCCCAUUUGAUAAGAUAGUGGUAGACGAGGUUGAGGGAUGUUUCGUAGGUUCUACUUCGAAAUUCAUACCUGGUGGCACCCUCGCGGAGAACAAGUCUCGGGUCUUCAAGUUGAAGUGGCUUCAUCAACUUAUCGACGUUAUUGACGACUUGAAUUUACGACUCGGCGUUGCUCAUCAAGAUGUGGCACCAAGAAAUAUACUCAGUGAUGCGUCUGCUGACACGUUAAUGAUAUUUGAUUUUAAUUUCUUGGCGCGCAUAGGACAAGUUGGAUACUCAGAGCCUCGGAAUGACGUGAAGGGGGUAUUGUUUACUAUGUUUGAGGUUAUUGCUGGCGACACUGCAAGACGGAGCAAACGACACGAAGAUCAAGACGUCUCAGCCAUUGAACAAAUGGAGUGGAUCAAACACCCCGACGUUCAUCUUGAUUGUACCGUCUCUGAUAUUCGCAGAGUUCCCGAUCAGUGGUGUAAGCAGCGACGGCUGGGCCUCAAAUAACGACCAACAUACAGGCACCCAACUUCCUUGAUUGGCCACCAACUCCCGAUCCUCCACUUACAGAAGUCGAAAUACAUUAUGGGACUGGGCCGGUAAAAGAAAUGGAAAAACUUUACGAUUGGAGGAGAACUGAUCUAUUGAAAGAAAGUCGUUUCGUUCUAAACUGGCAGAGACCGGCUCAAAACUGGCCAGACGUAGAAACCGGGUCAAAAAACAAAACUGAUAAACCCCUCUAAAAUUCUAGAUCUAAAAAUGAAACUAUUUCAAAAAGCAUUCUUCUACAACUCUAAACAUGAAAAACGUUACUUAGCGUUGUAAG
Messenger RNA from [Torrubiella] hemipterigena, 3932 nucleotides. The record is from the annotation of a GenBank genome assembly. NCBI's taxonomy places the organism in Eukaryota, Fungi, Ascomycota, Sordariomycetes, Hypocreales, Clavicipitaceae.